CCUUCGACUCGUCAUGUCUUGCGACUAUUACCAUUGGAUCGAUGUUUUCUCUAACGUCUUCUCACCACAAUGAACCUCCUUUACUAACCAUCCACACUUACUCUAGUGAGGUUUUCUUUCUCCCCUCCACCACGUGUAUAUCACACGUUGCCGGUGGCUAUGCUUUAGAUCCUAACCAAUCUUGCAUCACAUUCUCUAUCGGCUCUGUCACCGUUGCAUCAGCAAAUCCGCUUCCAGGUCUACUGGCGUCGGAAAUUGACAUCAACUGCGCUGAAAGAAAAAGAGAAGGCACCCGUGUUUUAGUUUUAGCAAAUCAUCUAACCUAACUCUUUCCCGUCCCACUAUCAUACCAUAUGCCAUCUUUGGCAAAUGCCUACGAUGAGCAGAUGGAUGCCACUUCUCUGGUACACACUCCCAAGUGCCCCUAGGCAAGUCUAAUUAUCCCCUGCUACCUGCCUAGCUUUUUUUUUUAGUGGACACGGGACACCACCUAGCUAAUCCCCCCAAUCAAGGCACCUAAAGCACACCAAAUUCCGAAAUAAUCCCACACAAAACACCCAAACGAGAAGCAAGGAACCAUCCAAAUGCCAGCCAUCAUCACCUCUCCUCCUGCCCCAAUGGCACAACCACCCUGACACUCGCCGCACCUGACCCAUCGCCGGCGAAGGCAAUGCCCUCCGUCACCGUCAAGCUCUACAGCCUCAUCUUCAAGCUCCUCCUCCGCCGCCGCCUCUCCUCCCUCUCGGUCUCGGACCCCGCGCCCGCCGGCGCCGCCUCCUCCUUCGGCGUCUCCUCUCGCCCCGCCGACCACCACCCCUCGCCCCACUCCAACCCCGCAUUCUCCACCGCCGCCCCCGACGCCGUCGCCACCAAGGACCUCCACCCCGAUCCCCUCUCCUCCCUCCACCUCCGCCUCUUCCUCCCCAACCCCCACCACGCCACGCCCCUAAACAACCCUCCUCCCCCUCCCCUCCGCCGCAACUCCUUCCCCCCGCCCGCCUCCGACGUCGACGGGCAACACCUCCUCUCCCGCCGCGCCAGCGCCAGCUUCCACGGCGUCUCGUCCUCCGCCUCUUCCCAGCCGCACUACGGCGGGUACCUCCCGACGGCGCGGUCGGCCAGGAAGCUGCCGGUGAUCGUGCAGUUCCACGGCGGCGCGUUCGUCACGGGCGCCGCGGACAGCGCCGCCAACGACGCCUUCUGCCGCCGCAUCGCGCGCCACUGCGACGCCAUCGUCGUGGCCGUCGGGUACCGGCUCGCGCCGGAGAACAGGUACCCCGCGGCCUUCGAGGACGGCGUCACGGUGCUGCGAUGGAUCGCCAAGCAGGCCAACCUUGCCGCUUGUGGACGGAUGAUGGCCAAGGGCGCGGGUACCUGCGGGACCGACUCGUUUGGUGCGGCCAUGGUCGAACCGUGGCUUGCCGCGCACGCCGAUCCAUCCAGGUGUGUUCUACUUGGUGUCAGUUGUGGAGCCAACAUUGCUGACUAUGUGGCCAGAAAAGCGGUUGAGGCUGGGAAAUUCCUAGAUCCUGUGAAGGUUGUUGCACAGGUUUUGAUGUAUCCUUUCUUCAUGGGAAGCAGUCCCACUCAAUCGGAACUGAAGUUAGCAAACUCCUACUUUUAUGACAAGUCAACAUGUUUAUUGGCCUGGAAACUGUUCUUGCCUGAAGAUGAAUUCUGCCUGGAUCAUCCAGCUGCGAACCCUCUCUUACCUGGAAGGGGCCCCCCUUUGAAGCUUAUGCCUCCAACCUUGACAAUUGUCGCUGAGCUAGAUUGGAUGAAGGACCGUGCUAUUGCUUACUCAGAGGAGCUCCGCAAGGUGAAUGUGGAUGCACCUGUUCUUGAAUAUAAGGAUGCGGUCCAUGAGUUUGCCACGCUAGAUGGCUUGCUGAAGACACCUGAGGCCCAAGCUUGCGCUGAAGAUAUAGCUAUCUGGGUUAAGAAGUACAUAUCACUGCGUGGCCAUGAAUUUUCAUAUUGACCAUGUUGGCUUGCUUCAAUGGUUAACCUGAGAUGCUCGCCUACAUUGUCAGGCUGUCCACAGCACCAUGUUCCUCCUCCAAAGUCACGCCUGUGAACCAUUUAAUGUGGGGACGGAGAGUACAUUUGCCGACUAGAUGGGGGCUGAGAGAAGAGAGAAUUGCUCAUCUGUGAUGUUAGCUGGUUAUUUUCGAGGCAGUUUUAAUCUGCUGGGGUCAAGCCUCUGAGCGUGUAAAUCUAGAGCAGAUCUGAUAUUGUACAUUUCCUGGUUCUAAUGGCAUCGGAAGUUUUCAUAUACAGA
This is a messenger RNA of Brachypodium distachyon (stiff brome), 2281 nucleotides long. RefSeq names its product probable carboxylesterase 16. The coding region runs from base 671 to 1981 and encodes 436 amino acids. Lineage: Eukaryota; Viridiplantae; Streptophyta; Magnoliopsida; Poales; Poaceae. Gene Ontology annotation, molecular function: hydrolase activity. The record is from RefSeq and is a predicted model, not a curated record. The transcript has 2 exons.